Molecule: messenger RNA, 3439 nt
Organism: Darwinula stevensoni
Lineage: Eukaryota; Metazoa; Arthropoda; Ostracoda; Podocopida; Darwinulidae
Source: the annotation of a GenBank genome assembly
AUGGAUUUGACGAAAGUUGAACAUCGUUCAGUGAUCAAAUUCCUCACCAAAGAAAGGAAAGCACCUAAGGAGAUUCAUGAACCAAUUGCUGUUGAUUUGAAAGGGAGAAGCAAGAAGUCUUUGGAGAAGUUGCAGAAAAUCUUCAAGAAGAAUGUGCUUACAGCUGAUAUUCUCCUCAAUUGGGAACCACAUGAUGCCAAGAUUUGUCCCUCAUCCUUGGCUGCUUACCUUGACAACUUGGGAUUAGUAGUAUCAGAAGAAAAAGUGAGACUGCAAGAGAAGAUUUUUUACUCUGUUCCUUCUCCCAAAUUUGGACCAACUGAUGUAGAGAGAGCUGAAGAAAUUCUUGACUGGAUGGGUUCAUUGGCCUCCAGAGAGCCCAGUUUGGGGAAGCACCCUCGAGUUCCUGAGACGGCAGAUGAAAAUUCAGAUGUCAUCGUUUAUGGACAAAUUCUACAGCUGACAUCCUUGGGUCUCCUUCUGAGGUCCCACAUUUAUUCCAUCAUGGAGAAAUUACAAUCCAUGCUGGAAGCAGAAAAAGUUACCUGGGUUGGGCUUCAAGUUUUGGGGUAUCCUGACACAUCUGACCCACUUGGUGGGCAGUACAAGAGUGAAGAAUCUGUAGGUGAGCGAAAGGACUUGUGGCUUAUGCUUAGUACCAGCUCCAAGGUCUGCGGAGAUGGUACGAUCCUGGGGAACACGGAAACAGAGAAUACUUGCAGGACUCGGGAGAUCCAGAAGGCAGAAGCAAGUGGCGGAAUUUCAUGCCAAAAAAUGUAUCCUGUAAUCACCAUUACUGAUGAUGAUGAUCAGAUCCAGGAGAAGAAUCAUAAACACAAGAUUGAACCAGUAGAUGAAGGUCCAUCCAAGAUACCUCGUUAUGAUUCAGAUGAUGGGGUGAAGGUCAAAUGUGAUUCUCCCUUCGAAGAAUACUUGCACAUCUGUGCACCUCUAAUGGAAACAACAGGAGACAAGAAACUUCUGGAGAAGCUGAGAAGAUUAUAUAAGGAAGUGACCCAGUUGGACAAUGCUUCAAUCCACGAACUGGAGGCAUUGGUGCCUCCAGGAUCCCAAAUUCCAUCAUCAACAAGCAGUGUCAUUCAGAGCCUGGUUGAGUGUGCCAGAUUUAUGGUCAAGCUGAAGGAGUCCAAGACCCGGGCUAGAACUUGCGUGCCAAAAAAGGCUGAACCUUCUGCAGAAAAUUCGGAAUCUGCUAAACCAGCAAAGAUGCCAUCAUCCCACACUGUGAAAAAAUUGGAGAAAGCAUUACGUAAACUGGAAAAGGCAAUCAAGAAGCUGGAUGAACAAGAUGUCGAUUUUGAUGAUGAUUGCUCUACUUACAUACUUUCAGCAAAACUUAAGAAGAAAGCACUCAAGAUUUAUCAAGAAUUGGCAAAAUUUCAUUCAUGUGAUCCUGAUCCUGGCAGGCCCACAAAGUCAUAUGUGCACUUCAAAGCAUCCUCUAUGCCGGACGUCAACAAGAAGCUUGAGAAGUUAGUCAACAGGAAUCAAGUUUUCCCAGAUUAUCGUGAUGUGUUGAACAUCGUGAGGAAAGCAAACAUGCGACACAACUUGCAUUAUUCCAAGGGGAUGAUUGAAACGGAAGCUCGCAAGGUUUUCCUGAGUAUUGGGAGGCAAUUGCAGAGCAGAAGACAAUUGGAGGAAGCUGAGGACUUGUUUGCAUAUGGAGGAGAUGAAAAUGCAAGUGAAAUAAAAGAUCCUGCAGAUGAAGAUCAAUCCCUUGCAACACAGCUCAGUGAAAAUGCUCAUGUUGCAGAGGAGAAGUUGGUUAAGUUGUACAAUGAGUAUGCAGACAAGCAGGAUUCAUUGGGCUUGCAACCAGAAGAAGUGCCUGAUGAUGCUGGGACCUCCUCUGGAGAUGAGGACAACGAAACUGCCAGGAAGGUGAAAGUUGAACGUGUUGGUUCACGUGCCAAGAGUGAAAACAACCCUGUAAAAGAUGAGUCCUCUGGUGUGAAAAAUGAAGCACAAAACAGUGAUGAAGAUGAAGAGGAUGAUGAGGAAACAGAUGAGUCUGAUUCAGAAGAGAACCUUGAAGAAGACAUCAGUGCCAUCAUCAGUGUGAGUGAAGACGAAACAACUAACGAUGGAGAGGUGGAUGAUGAUGAGGUAAUAGGCUCUGUUGAAAUUGUAGAGGAUGGGAGUUGAGCUUGUAGAACAGCCAUUUUGUGCAUGCAUUUUAUUAUAUCAUACUGGUCAUACGUAGCCCUCUUCAGGCUCUCCAUUCUUGAAGGAAUCAUGCAGCAUAUCAGGAGUGACCCUUUAGAUUAUCACAACCAUUGUCACCAAUGGAGAUGACACAAUAAACGAUGAAGUGCAUAAUCUUGAUGAAUUGACUGUGUUGACCUGUCAAGGAUGGGUAUUGAUCCUGGAGAGCAUGUUUUGUUCCUUUUUAUUUUUUAUACUGUAUUGAUUGUGUGCUGCUCUAGACUGACUCUCCCAUCUAGAAGGAAUCUGGCCUGGAGAGUUGGCAGUCACUCAUUCCACUGUGCAGUCACUUUGUUACCUUGAAACCAUGCUGAACCCCCCAUGUUUGCUAUGAAUUGGAUGAGGAUUUUGACAUCGAGUAUGAGAUAUGUAUUAUCUGAAAUUCACAGCGAUUUGCCUAAAACUUCACUGAGCCAUUUUAAUGAAAAACCACCUGGAAGUCAGUCUAAAUAUAUGCACAAGUUUUUGUACUGUUCUCUCUCAUGCAAUAUCUAUUGGGAACAAAAUAUGAGAUGCAUUAAGGUACUUGUGAACCAAAUGCUACUCAUUUGACUAGUCCUGCUUAUGGCAUAUCUGCCCUGUCUGAAUGACUAUCAACAUCGACCAUACAGUGAUAUUUUAAAAUCUAUUUAUGCUUACUGAGGCAGCGACUGAACAGUUCCAGCUUUUUUUUUUCCAGCUGUGAGGGUAGGUAGUGCCCCACUCACUGCUGUAAGAUGCUUUUCAGCAUUUUAGCAAGUCAUGAUAAUAUGCAUUCUGUUCCAUGCCCUCGGUGUAUCACUUUAUCUCAUUUCCACAUCUUGGACAUCACUCGUGGCAAUGUACAGUACUGGGAUAUUGAAUAUGAAGAGGAGGUAUAGGAACCAGAAGAAUCUGAUUCCUCCUAGGAGAUGACAUCUGUAAGAGUGAAGGAGGGGGGGGGGGAUUUAUCCUUGGAAGAAUUCAGUCCAAUUGUAGGUGAUACAAAUUCUCUUGCGAGAAGAUAUUGGCAUUAAUUUAUGGAGUUAUUGGAGAUGCAUUAUACCUGUCGGGAGGAGCAUCCAUGUGGCUGGGUAAUAUGGGAACAUUUUCAAAUUUGAGGGCCAAUCACUUUUGAAUGGAAUCAGGUCACCAACUGCAGUAGUAUAUGUUUAAAUUCAUCUCUCUUAUCCAUCUUGCAUUCUGCUGUACAUGAAUGCCCCUCGGUUUCAAGUUCAUUUUCCCCCAUUCC